GCCUACAAACCAUAUCUACGUGUGUACGCCAAAAAUUGGAGGAUUCUAAAAAUAGUGGUAGAAAGGGGUUAACUUUGAGAUUUAAACUUCAGUUGGCAUUCGUCUGUUGCUUUGUUCUUCACUGUAUGGCAAACGGUGAGGAAGUUAUCACUAGCACUUGUUCGACUAAAUAGUACCUGGAACAUACCUUGCACUUGAGAAAAAAAUUAAGAUAACCAAACAAAAUCUCAACAAUAGUGCUAAUAGGUGAAAAUUUGUGAACAUAGAACGGUAAUAAGAUGGCUUCCUCAACACCACCAGCUUCAGUACCUCCACCACCUCCACCGCCAACCACUACAGCGGGUAAAGGAUUCCCCAAUAAAAUCUACAAUGCUCUAGUCAACUCAGCGGACAAGUAUGUGCCCGAUAAGAUGCGUCCCUUGUGGCAGCAUCCGGCAGGACCCAAAACAGUCUUCUUCUGGGCACCACUUUUCAAAUGGUCUCUUGUCAUAGCUGGUCUUAGCGAUUUGGCGCGUCCGGCUGAAAGCCUUUCGGUACCACAAUGUGCCGCACUCGCUGCUACAGGUAUCAUUUGGUCGCGCUACUCAUUGGUUAUCAUUCCCAAGAACUACAGUCUCUUCGCGGUCAAUUUGUUCGUCGGCUUAACACAGGUCAUUCAACUGGGGCGCGCAUACAUGUACCAAAUGGAGCAGAACAAAUUGACAGCCGGUGAAGGCCAACAAGCAGUUGAAAAGAAAAAGGAGUUGUAAAUGACAAUAAUUGUGAUUUGUAUAUAACAACCCACACGCACACACAUACCUAUGCCUGAAAAUAUUAUGAAUCGCCUAACAUACUGACAAUAGUAAUUAUGCGAUCAACUUUCGACAUGUACAUACGAACACAUAUAUAAUAAUUUCAUACGUAUCUGCACGCAUGCUAAUCAAAGACGAGCAAAGGAGCAACCAACAGCACAAUUUAAGGAAAACAUACCUACAUAAGAUAUAAAUUGUUCUUAAAAAUAUGAAAUCGGUGCUAAUGGUGUUAUAUUUUAUUGCUGCAUAUAUGUAUAUUGUAUUUUGAUUACUUGCACAUAUGUACAUACAUAAAUAAUUAUAUAAAUAAUUACCUAUUUACCUAAUUACUCGCUUUGAAUCACCGAUUGGCCAGUAAAUGUAUUCAAGUAGACAUAUGCAUGUGUAUGAAUGUAUGGAAGUAUAUUGGUAAUUCGUUUAUUAUUAUAUAAUACACGUACGAAGAAAUGGUGAUAUUAUUAAGUAGUGAAUUGUAAAAUAAAUAUGUAAUAGUUCUAUGACAUUGUGACUUUAAUAAAUCUGAAUUUAUUUUGAAAUAAAACUAUCGCUAAGGUACAAUCAAAAUGCCGAUCACGAAUAGCAACAACUAUUAAA
Molecule: messenger RNA, 1385 nt
Organism: Ceratitis capitata (Mediterranean fruit fly)
Lineage: Eukaryota; Metazoa; Arthropoda; Insecta; Diptera; Tephritidae
Product: mitochondrial pyruvate carrier 2
Exons: 5
Coding region: 279-749 (156 amino acids)
Biological process (GO): pyruvate import into mitochondria
Cellular component (GO): mitochondrial inner membrane
Molecular function (GO): pyruvate transmembrane transporter activity
Source: RefSeq, a predicted model, not a curated record